Messenger RNA from Mobula hypostoma (lesser devil ray), 2312 nucleotides. Its product is annotated as RNA-binding protein 4-like. Gene Ontology annotation, molecular function: mRNA binding; zinc ion binding. The coding region runs from base 109 to 1095 and encodes 328 amino acids. Gene Ontology annotation, cellular component: nucleus. Lineage: Eukaryota; Metazoa; Chordata; Chondrichthyes; Myliobatiformes; Myliobatidae. The transcript is spliced from 3 exons. The record is from RefSeq and is a predicted model, not a curated record.
GCCAUCUUGUGAAAAGUCGUUGGGAGCGACUGGAGGAAUAAACGUAAAGGUGUCUUAAAAUUAAAUCCUCAGCAUUCUCGCGUUGUUCAUUCUUUUUUUUUUAAAAAAAUGGUAAAAAUCUUUAUCGGGAAUCUGCCUCGUAUAGCGACGAAAGAAGAGAUCAAGGAGCUGUUCGAAAAGUACGGCAAAUUGACCGAGUGCGAUAUCAUCAAGAAUUAUGGCUUUGUGCACAUGGAGGACAAAGAGGCGGCAGAUGAGGCGAUCAAGAACCUGCACCAUCACAAGCUCCAUGGGCUUCCCAUCAACGUGGAGGCCAGCAAGAGCAAAGUGAAGACCUCGACCAAGCUGCACAUCAGCAACAUCAGUAGUGAAUGCACUAACCAGGAGCUGCGGGCCAGGUUUGAGGAGUAUGGACCUGUCAUUGAGUGUGACAUUGUCAAGGACUACGCCUUUGUGCACAUGGAGAGGGAGGAGGAUGCCAUGGAAGCCAUCCGAGGGUUUGAUGGCACUGAGUUUAAAGGCAGACGGAUCCAUGUCCAGCUGUCGAGAAGUCGGCUCCGGACACAACCAGGGAUGGGCGACAAAAACGGCUGUUUUCGGUGUGGUAAAGAGGGCCACUGGUCUAAAGAAUGCCCCAAAGAUCGCGGUGGUUUCGAAGGCGGAUUCCCUUGCAACUAUCCCCAACCUUACCCAGUGCGGCCCAUGUCAGCGUACGGAGAGCGCCCGGUGUACGACGAGCGGUAUGGGAUGGCCGAGCACUACGAGAGCUAUUUGGCACAGCCUUGUGCGCCAAUGGGAGAUCCCUACUAUGAUCGCCGGUCAAGUCAGCUUCCACCUAUAGGCACCCCAAUGAGCGAUUGCGUCCCUGGCGGGUUAGACCCCUAUGGGAGGCACGCUGUGCCGCCUCCUCGCCCUUCCUAUUACAACAGGGAUAGGAGCCCUCUGCGUCGGAUGCCCAUGGCCUCCUCGAGCACUGCAUAUGGGUUUGAGUACUCUCAAGUCUCUUCAGCAGCCAUGUCCACUAGAUCUCCGUAUGACGUGCCAAGCACAGCGGGGAAUGCCUACGUGGACCGAAUGCAGUACUCUAUGUUCUGAUCCAAAGGUGAGGCACCACCCACUUUCCAACUGCAGAUGUGUGUCUGACAUUGCAGACUUGGCUUAUUCAGUGUCUAAUGCUCAAGGGACCGGAAGGUUUCCUCGCCUCCUGGUCCACCCCCUUCUCCCAAACCAACCUCGCCCCAUCCAUAUUUUUAUUUUCAUCCCCCAUUUUUGUUCAGUAUCUCGGGGUUGCUAAUACAGGCCUUGGCACUCUUUGGGCUGUGGAGGGAUAGCGGGAGUGUCGGAUGGUUGACAUAACUGCUUCUAACCACUGCGUCAUUCUUCCUUUGAACUGUUGGACGUUUCUGGUGACUUGGCAUGACAGUCGGGUUAUGAUCUCCCGUAGUUGUUGAAACACCUUCUGACCUACAUUUCUUCCAUGAAUUGGGUGGGUGGGGGGCAAAAGGUGUCAAUUGGAAGCAGUUGUAGAACUUAACGGUGAAGUCAAAGUCUUCGGGAGAGAUGGGAUGGAGAAUAUUGUCCAGCGAUGCCCCGUAGCUGCCUCGGUUAUUGAUCUAUAGUUGAUUUGUACUACUGUAACCUCAACCAGAAAAUGCUUUUGCCAAAAUUACCAAGGAACUUAACUGUUUUGAUUUUUUUCCCUCUCUGUGUUGCCAAGGACAUUUUUUUUAUUGUGCAUUAAUUACUGGAUAUCUUCAAGUCUGUUUCUCACAUGGCUUAUGUAGGACAGGGUGAAAUGGCUGCCAGUUUUCAAGGGCAGUCAAAUCGGGCUGCUGACACAAGGUGAAACCUGUGCCUUUUCAUGUGAAAAUUUAAAAAAAAAACUGAUGUCCAUGUGUGCUUCUUUAUUUCUUGCAGGAGUGGUAAUUAUCCCUUGACAAGAGAGUCGGGUUUUCCAAAUACACGUGCAAAUCUUCGGGUUGUAAGGGAUGUGUUCAUCGCCCGGAUGUAAAGCAAAAGCUGUUUGGUGUGAUGCAAUACCCCAAUAUUUUUUAUUAAAAAAAGAGUCAAUUAAAAUGUACUUUUGAUUCCUGAUCUGAACUUACUUUCUCCAUUUUGACAGAGACCAAUCUUUCUGUGGCCUGGUCUUGUUCUGCGUGUAUUUUCUUACCAUUUUGGUAACGUUACUUGUGCUAGUUAGAAGUAUAUUGCACAUCUGUCAGUAGUUUUAAAAAAAAAACUUUUUUUUAGUUAUGCGUUUCCUUGUAUUAAAAGCUUAACAAUAAAUACCAGGAAUUUCACAUUCAGUUUCU